AUGCACCUGCUCGUAACAGAUCGUCCCUUUCGUUGCCGCGGCGCUGCAGCGAUGCUCCUUGAGGAGUUUGUGAAGGAGGCCGGAGGGGGAUAUUGUUUGGUCGAAGCCAGCCGAAUGGGGGAACCCCAGUACGCGAAAAAAGGGUUUGAACAUGUUAUGGACAUGCCAGUGAAAGUUAAGGGCGAGGAGGAGGGAACCAACGUUGCCGUUAUGUGGAAGCAGCCAACCGCAGCGGAAAUUACUGUAAGGUGGUCGCCGCCUCCUCCGUCGCCGCCUCUUCCGCCGCCGCUUGCUUCGCUUCCCGAAGAAGAUUUGAGCUUUAUGCAAACCUUAAAGGAGUCUGACCGAAGAAAAAUGGGCUUUUUAGAAUAA
Messenger RNA from Gaeumannomyces tritici R3-111a-1, 372 nucleotides. RefSeq lists its product as hypothetical. Bases 1 to 372 code for a protein of 123 amino acids. Lineage: Eukaryota; Fungi; Ascomycota; Sordariomycetes; Magnaporthales; Magnaporthaceae. The record is from RefSeq and is a predicted model, not a curated record. The transcript has a single exon.